This is a messenger RNA of Miscanthus lutarioriparius, 816 nucleotides long. Lineage: Eukaryota; Viridiplantae; Streptophyta; Magnoliopsida; Poales; Poaceae. The record is from the annotation of a GenBank genome assembly.
AUGGCGGCGGCGACGGAGGUGGCGCCAGUUCAGCAGCGGAGCCAUGCGGCGGCAGGGUGGAGGGUGGUGGCGGGGUGGCUCGGCCUGCUCUUCCAGAUCCUGCUCCGGAUCAUCCGCAGCACGCCCUCCUCCUGGGCGCAGCUCCUCUCCUUCGUGGGCCUGCGCCACCCGCUCCUCCCAGUCGCCGCGUCGCCUGAGGUGGCCUUCGUGCAGCUCCCAUCCGAGGCCCCUGCUGACGCGUCGCCUCCGCCGCUCCGGCGGCUCACGUUUGGACCUUUGGAGGGCCAUGGAUCAGUUGGAAAUUGGAACUAUGGGGUUAUUCGUAAUAACGUAGUGCUGAUUAAAGGGAUAUAUGCUUCUGUAGCUGGACUCAUGGGGCGCGGGCGAUAUCCAAUCUUAACUAGCGAAUUUGCUGAUCUUGUUCUCUUUACAGCUGGUUUGGAAGGCUAUGCAAAACCUCUAGUUGACAGGAUAGAUGCUCACAACAGAUUCACUCACCGUCUCUAUCGGCCAUCAACUGUUACUACGGAAUACAGAGAGCAUGUAAAAGAUCUUUCUUGUUUGUCCAAAGAUUUCCAGAGAAUUGUCCUUGUUGAUAACAAUCCAUACAGUUUCUUACUGCAACCAUUGAAUGGAAUACCAUGUAUAACAUUUUCAGCUGGACAACCUGUUGACGAUCAGCUUAUGGGAACGAUAUUUCCGCUUCUCGAGCACCUUGCUCUGCAAAAAGAUGUUAGACCUGCAUUGUAUGAAACGUUUCACAUGCCAGAGUGGUUUCAAAGACAAGGAAUCCCACAAAUUGAACAGGCACUUUAG